This is a messenger RNA of Ustilago hordei, 636 nucleotides long. RefSeq lists its product as uncharacterized. The transcript is spliced from 4 exons. Gene Ontology annotation, biological process: mitotic sister chromatid segregation. The record is from RefSeq and is a predicted model, not a curated record. The coding region runs from base 1 to 636 and encodes 211 amino acids. NCBI's taxonomy places the organism in Eukaryota, Fungi, Basidiomycota, Ustilaginomycetes, Ustilaginales, Ustilaginaceae. Gene Ontology annotation, cellular component: kinetochore.
AUGUCAGGCCACUUUCCGCGUCUGAACCUGGACAAGCCAGCAGACUUGGAGCAUGUGCUUCAAGUGAUCGAUCAACAUGCUCACAAAGUGGCUCAAAUGGAGUUUGGAAGCGAGCUGGAGCGUGAUAAGGCGCUGAAAGCAGUCGUGGUCAAAGUAAUCAAGAGGCUAACGGGUGCGACGAAAGCCAAGAUCGAACGAAACCUGCUCUACAACGGCAUGUCACUCAGCGAAUAUGCCAGGCAUAGCAAAGAAGUCGAGCCAUUCGAUGAAGAUCUUUCGCGACGGCUGCAAGUGUUGAACGACCAGGCUAAUACACUGACGACCGAAGUGAUUGCCUAUCGCAAGGCGCUCCCAACACGCAGAGCACAGGCUAUGGAGAGGAGAGCAGCAGUCGUCCGCGCGCUCGAGGCUAGGAAAGAGGAGCAACGAAGAGUAGCAGAGAAAGAGCAUGCUAAAAAGCUACGCGAACAGAGCAAGCCAAUGGCUGUGGACCUCAAGAGGAAAGCCGAGGUCGCAAACACCCUCACACAGUCUGUCGUCGACAUCACCAGUCUCCAGGUUUCCAUCCUCGAGCAAGCGACAGCAGCAAACGAACAAGCCAAGCUGGUCAAGCGUCUUCGAACCAUGCCAGCAUAG